Molecule: messenger RNA, 1221 nt
Organism: Lottia gigantea (owl limpet)
Lineage: Eukaryota; Metazoa; Mollusca; Gastropoda; Lottiidae
Exons: 5
Coding region: 1-1221 (406 amino acids)
Source: RefSeq, a predicted model, not a curated record
AUGUUUACUAAAUUGCUGCUAAUCAGUGGAUUAAUUGCCAAUCAGGUUUAUUGGGCUGACAGUUCUAUAACUGUGCGUUAUAAAGAACCUUAUGAAAUAAAAUGUGGCUUCGACGAAAUAAAAGAACACGUAAAAUGGAUUUAUAACGGGUUAACGGUGUUCAGUUGUGAAGCCCCAUAUCGAGCCGGCGAGUGUAAAAUUCAAGAUGAUCUCUACCGUUAUGAAAUUGACAAUGAAAAUAAAAAAAUGGCGGUUAAAAUGCAUAAAACAGAUAUUAUAGAAUGGAAAGAAACAAGUGCCAAUUGGACGUGCCGCCAUAGUGACCAAGAAAAAACUUAUAGCUUUGAUCAUACAGAAAGUCCACAGAUUUUCUAUUUUAAUUAUCCGGAAAAUUUAAAUCUCCAGUCUACAGCUACAGUAACUGUUGGGAUAAACAGCACAAUACCAUAUACAAUUACUUGGAGCAGUAAUCGCAGAGGAGUUAUUAAAAUAGAAGAGUUUAAAAAUACACACAUUAACAAUGCUUCAAUAGGAAUUCAAACAUCCUGUCGAGAUAAUGUUGAUACUUUCCUCUAUUCGGUAGAAAAUGGUGCCAGUUUCCCAUGCGUUGGGUCCUUUAAUUUGACAGUUCGAUGUGAAACUAUAGUGUUGGAGGAUGAAAUGGAUAAAACAAUAGAAGUGGAAUUAGGCCAAGAUGCCGUGUUCAGAGUUUUGUUUGCUGGUGAUAGGAAACCCACCAACAUAACAUGGUAUAGGCGUAUGAGCAGUAUGAUAACAGAUCUCAAGUUCCUUACCGACUACAGAAUCAAGAAAAAUUCUGGACAGACAUCAAAUUCCAUGGAAAUGACCAUCUAUUCUGUACAAAAACAAGACGUCGGUACUUACACUGCGGAACUGUCCUCUGAAAGUAAGAAGAUUUUGAUAGAUUUCGAAUUGGUUGUAAAAUCUAAGGAUUCUGAUCCACCGUUCAGUUGGUAUAUUGGUAUAGUUAUUGGUGCCGUAAGUGGUAUUUUAGUGUGUAUAGUUAUAUUUAUAGCUGUAAUGAUGAUAAAAAAGAUCAAAUCCAACGGCGAUGAUUAUUUGACACCAAAGAGUGUACCACAAACACCCCCUCCUCCGGUGCCACAAGGUACGCCUUACAUGGGCAGUUCUACAUCAAACUAUAAUGAUUCGGCGUUUUCAGAUUCGUCAGAAAAUUAUGAAAAUAUGGGGAAUUAUUAA